Molecule: messenger RNA, 408 nt
Organism: Cotesia congregata
Lineage: Eukaryota; Metazoa; Arthropoda; Insecta; Hymenoptera; Braconidae
Source: the annotation of a GenBank genome assembly
AUGGACGCUACUCCCGAUAGUUUUAUGUUACUUUUAAAUCUUUACUUUUUUCAAUUCUAUAAACUUUUUUUCUUUCUUAUUCUUCUUACUUCAUUUUCCUUCUUCCACUUUUUCUUAACUAUUCUUUAUCCUAACCUAUACUUUUACUAUUUUCCUUUCUACCUUUACUCUUCUUUUUUUUUUUAUCUCCAACAUUUCUUCUUCAAACUAAAAGCACCAAAAAUGCUUUACAAUUCUUCUAAUUUACUUCUACUUCUCCUUCUUCCUCUUCAUAAUUUUUCUUCUUUCUCUUUCAUUUUUCGUUCUCUCUCUCUCUCUUUCUCUAUUUCUCUAUUUCUCACUUUCUCUUCUCUAAAAGCAUACUUCUACUCUCUUUUCAGUUGUCCUGAAUUUCAAUAUCUCAUCUAA